Molecule: messenger RNA, 1563 nt
Organism: Adineta ricciae
Lineage: Eukaryota; Metazoa; Rotifera; Eurotatoria; Adinetida; Adinetidae
Source: the annotation of a GenBank genome assembly
AUGUCUGUGGACAUACCUGAUACAAUAGCAGUAAUUAUACCCGAUAGUCAACCAACAUUAACUCGAUCGUCAUCUCGUGGAAAUCGUUAUAAAAAUGGUAUCACUAUGGUUGUUCUAUUUUUUAUCAACUUAUUGAAUUACAUGGAUCGAUUUUCUAUCGCUGGUGUGUUGAAAUCAAUUGAAAAUGAUUUUCAUAUUUCGGAUACGAAAAGUGGCCUGCUUCAAACAGUAUUUGUUUGCAGUUACAUGGCUUUGGCGCCGCUGUUUGGUUAUUUAGGAGAUCGGUAUAGUCGAAAAGCUUUAAUCAUUGCUGGGGUUACUUUCUGGUCAGUGACAACAUUAGCUGGAUCAUUUGUGCCAAAUGAUUUAUUCGUUGUGUUUUUAAUCUUACGUGGACUGGUCGGCAUUGGCGAAGCAUCGUAUUCAUGCGUUGCACCGACUAUCAUUGCAGACAUGUACAAACAUGAUAUGAGAACACUAAUGUUAGCUAUUUUUAACAUUGCUAUUCCAUUAGGCGGUGGUUUGGGUUAUAUUGUCGGAUCGUCUGUAGCCAAAGCACUUGGUCAUUGGCGUUGGGCUCUACGAGUAAUGAUUUUAAUCACGAUNUCAGUGAAUGAUUUCAAUUUGAGUAUCAUAUCGAACAGAUUGUUAUGUAGUGGUUUGGGUUAUAUUGUCGGAUCGUCUGUAGCCAAAGCACUUGGUCAUUGGCGUUGGGCUCUACGAGUAACACCGCCUCUUGGUAUAGUCUGCGUCGUAUUGCUGGCAGUUAUCGUCAAAGAGCCAGCUCGUGGUAGUGCUGAUGGCGCUGCAACAACGAAACAAGAAAGUUGGGUUUCUGACGUCUCGAAGAUUUUGAGAGUGAAAAGUUUUGUUUUCACAACUCUUGGAUUCACAUGGGUUGCAUUUGCUAUUGGCUCACUUGCAUGGCACGGUCCAAAAUUCCUUCAAAUAGCUCAAAGAGGCAAAGAAACAGAAGCCAACGUGAGUCUGUAUUUCGGUAUCAUUACUUGUGUAUCAGGACUACUGGGUGUACUUCUUGGAAGUGAAAUCGCUAGACGUUAUCGAAAACGAAAUCCUCGUGGCGAUCCGAUCGUUUGUGGCAUCGCUGUACUUUUAGGGAUACCGUUCGUAGUUGCUCUGCUUCUACUUUCAAAAAGCAAUACAAUAGCGACAUGGAUCUGUAUUUUUAUCUGUCAAACACUUUUCUCUAGCAAUUGGGCACUGAUAUCCGAUAUAUUAAUGUAUAUCAUCGUUCCAUCACGACGGUCCACAGCAAGCUCUCUUCAAAUAUUUGUUAUGCAUUUGCUGGGCGACGCUUCAAGUCCUUAUGUUGUUGGCAUAAUUAGUGACUUUUUUCGAAAAGAAUCGAACGAUCCUGAUGUUCAUUGGGAAUCACUACGCAAUGGGCUAUUACUAACGCCAGCUGUUGCUUGUUUGGGUGGAAUUGCUUUCCUCUUUGCAGCGGCUUUUAUUGUGAAAGAUCGUCGCGCAGCAGAAGUUGCUAUCGAAGCAAUGAACUCAGAAAACGCCUUCCGAAUGGACGAAUCAAGUAAAGUCCACUAA